AUGGCUCUAGAACAUAAAAAAUAUAUCUUUGAAAAUAAUCCUAAUUUAUUUUUAGAAUAUAAAGAUUUAGAAGAAAUUUUGGAAAAGCAAGAAUAUGAAAACCUUCAAUUGAGGGGUAGUAACUUGAGAUUAAAAGAAAAUGAGAAACAAUUAAGACUGUUUAUAAACUGUAUACAAGAUGAAGAAAUUGAUUUAUGUUUAGAUAGAGUCAACUUUGAAGAGCAAUUAAAUGAUAUUGUCAAGAAAAAUGAAGGGCUAUCUCGUAAAAUUAAAUAUCUAGAAAGCUUAUUAUUAAGAUGUAUAAAAGGUGGUAAGAAGUUGUUUUGUACUAUAGAAGGAGUUAAUAUAACUAGAAAUAAUUGGGAUAUUAGUUUAGAUAAUUUACUUGAGAAUGAAAAACUUGGUUAUUAUGUAGAUAAAUUUUUAAAGAUGCUAUCUUUAUUGGAUAAUGAUAUUACAGUUAUUAUUAAAGAUAAUCGGCGUAUAAAAACAUUGUUGGAUGAGAAUAACAGAUUAAAGGAUCAAAUAGAUUCUUUAAAUAAAGAAUUAGAGGAGGAUUUGGAUAUUAUUAAAGACUUAAGAGAAUUUAAAGAGAAUAGUUUAAGAUAUAGGGAUAAUAAAAAUAAGGAACAAAAAUGUUAUAAUAUUAAGAAAAAAGAUGAAGAUUCUAAAGAUUUAAAUAAAGAUAAACCUGAAGUGAAUUAUAUAGUUGAAGAUUCUUCUGUUUUUUUCAAUAAAGAAGAUUUGAAAGCAUUAAAGGAUGAAAGUAUAUAUGAUGCUAAAGAAUCUGCAUGUGCAUGCAAAUUUACAUGUAAUGAUAAAGAUAAUAAGGAUUUUAAUUUUAUUGAAUUAGAUAAUUUAAGAUAUGCAUUAAACCAAUAUAAAAAAGAAAAUUAUGAGCUUAAGCAACAACUACUUGAGUAUAAAUAUAGUGAAAUUGAGGGAAUAUCUUCAAUGAAAGAAAAACAGACAGACUUAUUAGAUUCAGAUGAAGAAUCAACAUCAUUAAUAGAAAAAUGUUAUGAAGAGAGAAUUGAAGAGUUAAUUAAGGAGAAUGAGGAGUUAAAAAAAAUUAUUGAGAUUGAGCAACAAGAAACAUCAAAUUCUUUAGAUAGAAUACUUAGUGAAAAUAAGAACAAAAUAGAAAGAAUGGAAAAAUACCAAAUUGAAUUAGUUGAAGAUUAUGAAAUGAGGAUAAAUGAACAAUAUAAGGAAAUAAUGAAAUUAAGAGAGGUAUCUCAAGAGAAGGAGCAGUGUUUGGUACAUAUUGAGUGCUUGGAAAAAAAUAUGAAGAGUAUACAAGAUAAAAUAACAAUAUAUAAUAAUGAUAAUUUAAAUUUAAAAGAUAUUUUAGAAGAAAAGAUAAUAUUACUAGAAAAUAAAAUAAAAGAAUUAUCUCAAAAAGAUCAAUUAAUAGAUAAUUUACAAAAUAAUAUAGAUAAUUUAAAGAAGGAAUUACUUCAAAUAUCAGAUCAAUAUAAUAACGAAGUAAUGAAUCGUCAAAGAUAUGAGCAAGAAGUCUAUAUAUUACAAAGAGAAUUAGAUAGUUUACUUAAUGGAAUCCAUAAUAAUCAUCAAAGAAGAGUGGAUACAAAUGAUAUAUCAGAGAAUGAAUCAUUUUCUAUAGAGGUAUUAUUAAAACAAUGUGAAGAAUUAGAAAAAAGAGUAGAAGAAUUACAGAAAACUUUAGAAAAUAGUACUUGUAAUCAUUGUAUGUCAAGUAUGACUGAAUAUUCAAAAUCUGUUUGUAUUAGUGGAAGUAGUAAUAGUAAUGUAGAAGUAAAAGUGUUAGCAGAUCAAUUACAGAAUCUGAAAAGGGAAAGAGAAGCUCUAAAAAAAGAUAUUAGGCAAAGAGAUUGGGCAAAAAUAGAAAUUGAGUUGAUGUAUAAAAAGGCUAUUGAAGAUGCAGAACAACUCAAGAGGGAAAAUGCUCGUUUAAUGCUUGAAAAUUUAAAAUUAAGAGAUUCUAAUUAUAAUGCGGCUAAUGGUUUAUAUAAUGAAAACCAUAAUAGUAAUAGUAAUAGAACAUCUAUAUCAAGUAGAAGAUCUUCUAUUAUUGGGAAAACAGCUGACAAUAAAAGAUCUAGUACUGUUGACGAUGAAAUGUCUUAUAAAGAAGUUAAACAGAAUCAAAUCAUCCAUAAUAUGCAAAAUUCUGCUUUGAAUUUAUCGACAACAAAGUCUAUAAUGCCUCUAAAAGCACCUAAGCGUCCUAGCUUAAUGUUUAGUGUUAGAAAGUAA
Molecule: messenger RNA, 2241 nt
Organism: Cryptosporidium muris RN66
Lineage: Eukaryota; Apicomplexa; Conoidasida; Eucoccidiorida; Cryptosporidiidae
Exons: 1
Coding region: 1-2241 (746 amino acids)
Source: RefSeq, a predicted model, not a curated record